Glycine soja is the source of this 3576-nucleotide messenger RNA. Its product is annotated as auxilin-related protein 2-like. Gene Ontology annotation, cellular component: cytoplasm; vesicle; intracellular membrane-bounded organelle. Bases 296 to 3067 code for a protein of 923 amino acids. The transcript has 8 exons. Gene Ontology annotation, biological process: clathrin coat disassembly; clathrin-dependent endocytosis. NCBI's taxonomy places the organism in Eukaryota, Viridiplantae, Streptophyta, Magnoliopsida, Fabales, Fabaceae. Gene Ontology annotation, molecular function: clathrin binding. The record is from RefSeq and is a predicted model, not a curated record.
AAGAGUUAAAUUUAAAAAAUUGAAACCCAAAGAAUGUGUGAUUAACAAUUCCUGGAGCCCUGGACAGGAAUCCAUAACAUGAUUCGACCCCAAAAUAGCAAGAAUCAGAAUUUGAGGAACCCUCGUCUCAUCGAAGCAAAAAUUCUUCAACACAGAGAAAAUGAAAAAGUGAGAUUCUAUUCUACCAUUCUUUGUAUCCUCUGACGUUCUCUGUUCUCCCCUCACCGUACUCUCCCGCGGAGGAUCCACCGUACGCCGGAGAAUACCACCGCACACCAUAUCCCUCUCUCUCACGAUGAACGAUUUCGAUGGUCUCUUAGCCACCGAUUUCGGGUUCAAACCCCAAGGCAAAUCAGCGCCAAUGGCUGCUUCCAAAGUCUCCUCCAACAACAAAACUUCUUCUCUCAACUUCGAUUUAGGUUCCCGAUCCACUCGCACCUCCAAUUCUUCCGUCAACGCCGCCGCCGCCGCCGCCUCCUUUGACGAUCUCUUCGGCGACUCCUCCGUCUUUCGGGCCUCCGCCGAUUUCCGUUCCAAGUCCGUCAACGUGCCGGUGCACGACGGGCCGGUCUUUGACAAACCAGUCUACGACGAUGACGAUGACAUUUUUGACGGCGUUCCCGGCCUCAAGAGCUCCUCCAAGGUCUCCUAUGACGACGUUUUCGCUCCGGGAGGGAGCGCCGCCGCCGCCGCCGCGUUCGACGAUCUUCUCGGCAGGUUAGGCAAAUCGGAGAAGGUCGAGAAAGGUGCCGCGGAUUUUGAUGACUUGAUCCCUGGAUUCCGGAGCAGUAAGGCCUCCACUGAUGGGACCAUUCCUGAUAUUAAUUUGUCACCAGAACCUACUAUCGAUGCUUCUAAGACAGCCUCUAGUACAACAGACGACCCUUUCAAAGUCUUUGAAUCAACUUCAGCCCCAGUGGAUUCAUCCUCAGACUACUUUACAGACCCACUGGAAGAAAUUAGUAAAUUUACUAGUUCUAGAAGCACAAAAAAUGAUAGGUCAUCAAAUUCUAAUGGUGAAGUAUAUGAUGAUAUUGAUCCCUUUGGUGGACUUGGAAAUUCUGUACCUGCAUUCUCAGCAGAGAGAAAUAGCAUGAAGGGUAGCAGCUCUCCAACGCCAAGGUCAAAUACAAGUUCAAGCUGGACCAGAGAUAAAGAAUCAAAUGACAUAUCGUCUGUGAGGAGUCCUGACAGAAAGACACCAAACAAGAUUCUUGUUGAUCAUGAUCAGGAAUUUCAUCAGGCUGCAUUUGACAUGCCUACAUAUUCAUCUGAUUCUUACAAACCAGUUGGCCAAAGGUCUACUUUCCCUUCAUAUGAUAACAACGGUUUUAAACAGGCUAAUACUCUGGAAGAUAUGUCUCCAAAAUAUGAAGAAAAGUUGGAAUCAAAUGAUGAUAUAUGGUUGAUGGUAUCAGAGAUUCCUCUUUUCACUCAGCCAACUGCUGCUCCACCACCUUCAAGACCACCUCCUCCUCGACCAGUACAUAUCCUCAAGUCAGGAGCAGGUUCAUCAGCUUCUGCCAAUGUCAGAAAGAAGGAUAAUGAUUUUUCUUAUUUUCCAAGUUCCACUCAAUUUUCUCAGGGUCCUAAAUCUGCUCCUGCUGCAGCCAAGUUUUCUUCUGCAUCUCAGUUUGAUGAACUUGAAGAUUUUGCCAUGGGAAAGAGUCGUGAUAAUGACGAUGAAGGUGUAAAUGGUCUUGCCGACAAAGAAUUAGAGAUGAACUCAGCUGCUGCAGCUAUGAAAGAGGCUAUGGAUAGAGCUGAAGCUAAAUUUAGGCAUGCAAAGGGGGUUAGGGAGAGAGAGAAUACGAAAGUGGCUAAAAGCAAGGAACCUGUCCAAUUGGAUAAAGAUGGUAAAGUGGUGUCAGAGGACAGAGGAAAACAGGAAAGGUUAGACCAUGAAUGGCAGCAAAAGGAGAGAGAGGAAAAGGAGCAAAGAAGAUGUGAGAAGGAAAGGGAGGAGAAAGAAAGAGAACAACAGAGACUUGAGAGAGAAAGAGAAAGGGCAAGACAGGCUGUGGAAAGAGCUACUAGAGAAGCUCGUGAGAGAGCAGCUGCUGAAGCUCGCCAAAGAGCUGAGAGGGCUGCUGUUGAGAAAGCUAAUGCAGAAGCUAGAAAGCGUGCUGAAAGGACCGCAGUUCAGAGGGCACAAGCUGAAGCCCGUGAAAGGGCUGCUGCAGAGGCAAAGGAAAGGGCCGAAAAGGCUGCUGCAGAGGCAAAGGAAAGAGAAGUGCGGGAAAGAGCUGCAGCUGCAAGAGCUGAACCUGAAGCAAGAGUUAAAGCUGAACGUGCUGCUGUAGAAAGGGCUGCUGCAGAGGCCCGAGAAAGAGCUGUAGCACAGGCCCGAGAAAGAGCUGCAGCUGCUGCAAGGAUGAGCCAACAACAGAAUGACAAUGAUCUUGAAUCGUUCUUCAGCACAGAUGCACGAGCUAACAGUGCUCCAAGGCCUCCUAGGCCCAGCUCUUCAGACUCUGUAUUUGAUGCCCAAUUUCAGUCAGAUGUAACCCGGAAAUCUACAGGCGUGUCUUCAAGCAUGAAGAAAGCAUCAUCAUCCACUAAUAUUGUUGAUGAUCUUUCCUCAAUUUUUGGAGCCGCUCCAUCAUCAUCUGGAGAGUUUCAGGAGAUUGAAGGGGAAACUGAAGAAAGACGAAGAGCCAGGUUGGAACGCCACCAGAGGACUCAGGAGCGUGCGGCUAAAGCACUGGCUGAGAAGAAUCAACGGGACCUACAAACUCAAAGAGACCAAGCUGAGAGACAUAGGGUUGCUGAAACAUUAGAUUUUGAAAUUAAGCGCUGGGCUGCUGGAAAAGUGGGGAACUUGCGUGCUUUGCUUUCCACUUUACAAUAUGUUCUGUGGCCUGAAUGUGGUUGGCAGCCAGUUUCUUUGACUGAUUUGAUUACAGCUGCUGCUGUUAGAAAGGUUUAUAGGAAAGCUACAUUGUGCACUCAUCCUGAUAAAGUACAACAGAAGGGUGCCACUAUUCAACAGAAAUAUAUUGCUGAGAAGGUUUUUGAUCUACUCAAGGAAGCAUGGAAUAAGUUCAAUUCAGAGGAGCUUUUCUAAUCUAAAAGAUGAAUUUAACUACUUAAAGUCAGUUUUGCUUUCAGCUGCCUCCUCCACUGCAUAUUUGUUUCUAUUGCAUCAAUGAUAGAAAAUCCACAUAGAAAAUCAAUUUCUUGUGUGGCAUCAGGAUGUCAGGAUGCCCAAAGGUUACACCGGAGAGUAAUUUGUAAUCGAUGUUGUUUCUGGGGGGUGGGGGGGGGGGGGGGGUGUCGGUGUCAGGUUUACUGAUGCUUAAUGAAUGCAAUAUGUUUUGUUGUAAAAUAUCUUUUUGUUGACAUCUGUCAAUUCAAUUCAUUAUUUCUGUCGAGUGAGAGCUCCUGAGCAGUCUGUUUUUUGGUUUUGUUUAUUCAUUUUUAUUACUUGUGAUAUAGUGUAAGUCUCCUGAAUAUAUAUUAUUCCAUAUUGUUGAUUGACAUCAAAAUGUGGGACGUUCCACAGACCUUCGCACAAGCUUCUGUAUUUUGUAAUAGCUAUUUUGAUUUUGAUUUCAAACACUAAAUUUAAAAUCA